Molecule: messenger RNA, 1050 nt
Organism: Prunus armeniaca (apricot)
Lineage: Eukaryota; Viridiplantae; Streptophyta; Magnoliopsida; Rosales; Rosaceae
Source: the annotation of a GenBank genome assembly
AUGGAAGCCAUGACCGUGCAGGGACUAUCGAACGGUAGCGGGCCCAUUGAUGACCCCAAGGAGGAAACGCCAACGCCGAUGGCGCAGCCUGCCGAAGAGCUCGAAACCGUGGUCCUAAACGAGGAUUUCCCCGAUCGGUGGGUGAAGAUCGGCACCAUCCUAGAUCCCGACCUUCGAAGACAGUUCAUCGACUUCUUACAGCAACAGGCGGAGGUCUUCGCCUGGUCUUAUGACGAUAUGCCUGGCAUAUCACCUGAUGUCAUCAGCCACAAGCUCAGCAUCUCCACCGCCCACAAACUGGUCAGACAGAAGCGCCGCUCAUACGAUGCCGAACGGUACGAGGCAAUGCGUGCCGAAGUUGACAAGCUCAAAGCCAUCGGCUUUAUCAGGGAAGCUACGUACCUUGUCUGGCUUGCCAACUCAAUCAUGGUUCGGAAGGCCAAAGAAGGAUGGCAGAUGUGUCAGGACUAUACCGACCUGAAUAAGGCUUGUCCGAAGGACAGUUUCUCCUUGCCGAUCGCGGCAUUCAUCACCGAUCGCGGUUUGUACUGUUACAACGUCAUGCCCUUCGACCUCAAAAAUGCGGGAGCAACUUAUCAACGGCUCGUCAACCGGAUUUUUGCUAAGCACAUCGGCAGCAUCAUGGAAGUAUAUGUCGACGACAUGUUGGUGAAAAGCCGAACGGCAGGGGGGCAUCUAGAAAACCUAGCCCUCAUGUUCGGUAUACUAAAGGACUACCGGAUGAGGCUGAACCCAACGAAGUGCGCCUUCGGUGUAUCUUCCGGUAAAUUUCUCGGAUUCAUGAUCAACCAAAGGGGAAUCGAGGCUAAUCCCGAGAAAAUCAAAGCCAUAAUCGACAUGGAGACGCUGAAGACGCAGAAGGACAUUCAAAGCCUUACCGGGCGUGUCACUGCCGUGACACGCUUCAUCCCCAAGGCUACCAACAAGUGCGUGCCGUUCUUCAAAGCUUUGAAAGGGGGCAAACAUCAUAUCGCAUGGACUCCCAAAUGCGACCAGGCAUUUCAAAACUUGAAGAACUACAUGAGCUAG